AUUUGCGCACGGAUUUUAAAUACAAAGGAACAACUGGCGGAUUUUCAGUUGUAGAGCAUUUAAUUUGUGCAGAGCGGGUCUCAGCUGAAAGUUAGCUCAGCGGCUAAAAGGAGGGAAGAAAGUGUCAGUUUUGGAUACUGAUAAUCAAGCAUAAGACAUUUACAUACUGCACUGUGUGUAUGUUUCACUGCAAGAAAGUCACCAUGAAAUGCCCUCGCUACAAUGCGACCAAGGUCGACAAUGUGGAGAAAAGCUGCGCUGCUAUGGCCACUGCAGAUUCAAAGGUCCUUCAUUUUAAAGGCUCCCCUGUGGACAAAGAGCCCACCCCCAUCAAACCUCAGUGUCCACCUGCAGGAGUGACCACAGUGUUGUUGUCGUCUCUCAACAACAACACCAGAGCAUUGCACAACAAGGAAAACAGCACCAUCAGAGAGCAUGACAGGACUCUGGAAGAAGGCUUUGAAGACAGCGGCUAUCUGUCUUUGCAUAACAGUCAGAUUGAUGAUCACUGUGGGGAUGAAGAGGACGAUCACAUCCAGGGAAAAUCCACGACCCUCCUGCUUUCUGCGGCUGCUACACAUCAAGGAAAGACAAUAUCCCCAAGGAGUUCUCCUUCCAAAUGUCAAAGGAGCGCAAACACUAGUUGUCCAGUGUCUUUGGUGGAAGCUUCCUCGCCUGUAAGUCAUCAUAGGAGAAGGACACCAGUAUGUUCGCUGUCAUCCAACAGUGUCAACCUGCCUAUACUGAACUUCCAAGAGGCGGUGUGUGAAGGGCUUGCCAAGAGCUAUCGAAAGAAUAAGAGGUAUGAUUGGAGCAUCAUCACAAAGAUAGCAGAGGAUCAUCUGUUGGAUCGGGUGAUCGGAGGCAAGAUGGGCCAAGAGUAUGUCGACUUCUUUUCAGCUCUUCUGGCCAGAAACAUGAGAAGCAUCCUGAGCAACAUCCUGGCCCUGCUGGGAGACAUGGACCUCAUUAGCUGUAAGAAAGUGAGCAAGACAUGGAGGAAGAUAAUCUGUGAGGAUACAGCAGCCCUGAUUAGGUGUCAAAGAGCUGAGCAGGCACUCAGGGAGUCCAGGAGAUCUCUGAGACAAAAGGGCUGCGGUCUUACUAGAGAUGUGGCUGUGUCCCGGGUGGUGCUGUCGUGCAUGCAGACCCUGGCCUCCUCAAGCACCUCAUCAUCAUCCCCACCGCCAUCUUCAUCCUCCUCUUCCUUAUCCACACUGAGCUGCAGGGCCAGCAGACGGGCGGCCCCCUCUCAGAAGAGCAGCACCCCCAACUCCCAAUGCAGACGCUUCAAUGAGUACAUGCAGGCCGCCAGCAAUCUGAAGCAACACGAGUCCCUGCGUUCCUGCAAGCGUUGCGGCUCACCGGCGAAACAUUUGGCCGAGGCUCAGAGGGCUACGUGCACACGCCCCAGCUGUCUCUUCGACUUCUGCACCCACUGUCAGGAGGCCUUCCAUGGCUCCACCCCCUGCAGAGUGGUGCGGCCCCGACCCCACAUCCCAUCCACCAAGUCGACUCCGCUCGUACCGGGCAGCGCUCGCAGCAAGAGGAGCAUCAGGCGCCUGUGACUGAGAUUUCCUGAGGUUUUAUUCACAGACUGUUUUAACUUUGCUCAGACAGCGUGGAAAGUUUUAACACAAGCUCAGCCUGUAAGGGCUUCUGCAUGUGUCAUUUAAACUUUGCUACGUGUUGAACUGAAUCAUCUGACUGAGGCACUUGGCAAAACACUGCUGGGACAAUCAACCAGAAAGUGUCAUCUGGCUAAACCUGCUGUCGUCUGUAAGCGACAAACGAUGCCAAAAAAAGAAAGAAUUGCGUCCUACUAAGCUUUAAAUUGUACAGUUUUAUUAUGUUUUAAAAUGAAACAGAUGUUAAUGUAUUGUAUUUUAAAUAGUUUUGUAUGUUUUUUUAAAUAAAUGUUGAUCCUUGAGAUGUCUUUAAAUGUUCAUAUUUACUGUAUUUCCUGUAAAUAGAUGUUUCAUAAAACUCA
This is a messenger RNA of Scatophagus argus, 1990 nucleotides long. It is a transcript of the gene fbxo5, whose product is annotated as F-box protein 5. The record is from RefSeq and is a predicted model, not a curated record. Gene Ontology annotation, biological process: negative regulation of meiotic nuclear division; regulation of mitotic nuclear division. Gene Ontology annotation, cellular component: nucleus. NCBI's taxonomy places the organism in Eukaryota, Metazoa, Chordata, Actinopteri, Scatophagidae. The transcript is spliced from 6 exons. Bases 180 to 1568 code for a protein of 462 amino acids. Gene Ontology annotation, molecular function: protein binding.